UAAAUGUAAAUUGUUAAGGGUGAUACUUGUCUUGAUUUCUUCUGUAUUUUUGAACUUUUCAACUUCCUGUAGCCACAUAAAACGUUGUUAAAUUUUUUGGAGAAAGUCACAAUUAAUACACCCACUUAAAUUUGACCCAAUAAAGUAAGUACAACCGUCUAAAAUCGAAAGUUGCAAACCGCACAUACACAAUUGUGGCUCUUUGUUCUGGACGAGAGAUGGAGACCCCAAGCGGUCGAGCACUCCACUCACUAGACCACAGACAUGCAACCGAGAUGAUUCAGGGGGAUCUUCGAUGGAGGCUUGCAUUAUGGAAAAUAUUCCCAUAUGACCGCCUUUUGUGCUUUCGCAUUUUUGACCUUGGCUAAAUUUGUUUGAAUAUAAAAAGUCAAUUCCAGGGCAAGUAACAAAGGAGGUAUGAUUACAGACGGUAGCCAAAUGACAGGUCAAACAAAAGGAGUCGACCUGUAGCUGAUACAGUAAAUACCUGGGAGAAAGAGGGAGAGAGUUGCAAGUCAGGGACAAUUAAACGUCUUGACCGCAAGCCAAUUUAGGGCACGGGCUGUAUUGCUGAUCCUGAAGAGGUUGGCCCUAGGGUACCUGAGUCGAUGGGAUCAGCUUGAGGCAGCGAAUCAGCCACUUCAGUUGUCCUUUGAGCCUGCAAACGUAAACAUGUUGACCAACAACGAGCUAAUGGAGCAGUUCUACUUCCCCGACGAAGCCCCAGCGAUUCCCGAAUUCCUCGGCAACGACACCUUCCAGCAGUUGGAGCAGCUCAUGUACCAGCAAGAGUUCAGCACCAGCGACAGCCAGUCGGACGGAGCGAACAGUUGCUCCUUGGAGAUGUAUUACGAUACGCCGUCUGUCCUGGAAUUGGAGCACAUGCUGAGUGCCCAGGAGCAACAGCAGCAGCAUCAAGCGAAUCCCUUAGGAAAGAGUCAAGGUAGAAGCCCGAGAUACUGGAACAAGCAGCAGAGGAGCAAGCCAUACGACAAGCUGUCCACUUCCAUGUCAUCAUCUGCAUCCUCCUCCUCCGCCUCUUCGAGCAGUUCGUCCGCGGGAUUCGGAGGCGAAGUCCUUAAAAAGCGGCGACUGGCUGCCAAUGCUCGGGAACGGAGGCGGAUGAACAGCCUGAACGAUGCCUUCGACAAGUUGAGGGACGUGGUGCCGUCUCUUGGCCACGACCGGCGACUGUCCAAAUACGAAACCCUCCAAAUGGCGCAGGCAUACAUCGGGGAUCUAGUCACGUUGCUGUCCAGAGACUACUAGCCAGUGUGGACGAUCCUUCAUCCUUCCUCCAAUGGAAGUUCCUUUGCUGGCUGUGUUGCAGCAACACCUUCAUCCUAGUGGAAAACUUAUAAAGGCUGUUAGUUUUACGUUUAUUAUCAUAGUUGUACAUAAUUUCAAGCAAUAAUUUUCGAAUAAAAAUUAAAAGAAUAUA
Drosophila yakuba is the source of this 1441-nucleotide messenger RNA. It is a transcript of the gene amos, whose product is annotated as basic helix-loop-helix transcription factor amos. Bases 673 to 1269 code for a protein of 198 amino acids. The record is from RefSeq and is a predicted model, not a curated record. Gene Ontology annotation, molecular function: protein dimerization activity. NCBI's taxonomy places the organism in Eukaryota, Metazoa, Arthropoda, Insecta, Diptera, Drosophilidae. The transcript is spliced from 2 exons.